This is a messenger RNA of Hylaeus volcanicus, 3581 nucleotides long. RefSeq names its product serum response factor homolog (gene bs). Bases 168 to 1322 code for a protein of 384 amino acids. Gene Ontology annotation, biological process: positive regulation of transcription by RNA polymerase II. The record is from RefSeq and is a predicted model, not a curated record. NCBI's taxonomy places the organism in Eukaryota, Metazoa, Arthropoda, Insecta, Hymenoptera, Colletidae. Gene Ontology annotation, molecular function: RNA polymerase II cis-regulatory region sequence-specific DNA binding; protein dimerization activity; DNA-binding transcription factor activity, RNA polymerase II-specific. The transcript is spliced from 5 exons.
UACGAUACUCUGCGCGCAUUCAGUUCGCGGGGAGCGCUCGUGCAGUGCGCGUUGUUGUCCCGUGUUCCUCUAGAUGGUCGAUCACGUGGGAAACAUUGCGCCGACUUUUCGCGAUUCUGUGGCGGAGAAGGGCCGAGGGAAAGGGAAUAAAUGUGUGCGAGUCCGUGAUGGACAACCCUAGCGGCGGAAGAGAUAGUCGGUACGCAAGUCUUGGGUACAGCAUGGGGAUGAUAGGCAGCGACGCUGGCUCGGAAAUGUACGGCCGACCGUCCACCUCCCAGCUUACAACUUCUCAAAUAAGCCGCGGUGGCGCCACCAUGAUGGCCGCGGCGGCUGCUGCAGGCGCACCGAACGCCGGUGUGGGACCCGUUCAGAGGGGUAUCAAGAGGACCACCUCGGACGUAUGUUACGAUGACAGCAACGCACGGCAAGCGCUUUCGCAACAGCAAGGCAUGUCGAUGUCUGCGGAGUGUGUACCCGACAAUCUCGAGGAGUCAUUCACGAGUUUGGGCCAACCGAAAAAGUCACCCCCAUCGAACGGCAAGAAAACCAAAGGACGGGUCAAGAUUAAGAUGGAGUACAUCGACAAUAAGCUCCGAAGGUAUACGACCUUCUCCAAAAGGAAAACCGGGAUCAUGAAGAAGGCGUACGAGCUGUCGACGUUGACGGGCACGCAGGUGAUGCUGCUGGUGGCCAGCGAGACGGGCCACGUGUACACGUUCGCCACGCGAAAGCUCCAGCCGAUGAUAACCAGCGAGGCGGGCAAGGCGUUGAUCCAGACGUGCCUGAACAGCCCCGAUCCGCCCACCUCGGGCUCCUCGGGGGAUCAAAGGAUGUCCGCGACCGGGUUCGAGGAGACCGAACUGACCUACAACAUAGCCGACGACGAGCAGAAAGAAGACGGUACUUCACCUAGAUCGGACGUCUGUGCCAAUGAAAGCGACGGAGACACAAGCGAUGGCGAUUCUCCCGUUUCGAAGGAUCUCCCAAAGAACCACUCGGGUAUAAUGUACCAGAUGCCGCAGACGGUGAUUUACUCGCCUAGUCCAGGAGUUCUACUCGGUAUCGGGCAAAACGGUCAACCGGUGCAAAUCUCUCAAGAAGGAGGCACGGUAGCCCCGGUAAACUCGACGCAGAGUAAUCAACCGUUCAUCACGAUACCACUGAACGUAGCGAUGAGUGCCGCGGGUUUGUCGCUUCCAGUAACCUCCAGGAUGAACGUGUCGCCGUCGCCGCGAUCGCCAACGACGACGACGACAUCGACCACAUCGACGACGUCCACCUGUGACCUGCCAUCGGACCUGAGCAAAGAUCGCGAGUGACGUCGCAGCUCCAUCGACGUCCACGACUAUAAAAACCUGGAUGACACUGUCGCUCGUUUAUCGCGACGAAGGGUAACGGGCAAUUGGACCGACUUCUACUCUACGAUGGUAAUAUCGCGUCGUCGAAGGAGCCUGUAACAGUGCCCAAACGUGCCCUUAAAGGUGUAAUAGAGCUUGUCUGAUCGGUAUCGAUAGGAUAGAUUCGGUAUCGCUCCCAUCGUCUGCAAUGAUCGCGUCGAUGCGUGGAUGUCUGUACUCGUUGUUAGAAUUCGCAUAACGUUCAACUUCCUGUAACGCGGUGUCACGAAUUUCGUUCGUCCUUCGCAGCUCGACAAUGGCGCGUCGGAGACACUUCGAGGACGUUCUUCGCCAGCAUUGGGUAAAAUACAGUCCACGAUCGUGAUCACCGAGGAUUAAUCAGCUCUGAACAAUUAUAAAUCAUUCAUUUAUGUUUACAGGUUACUAGUAAAAAGAUAUGUGUGCGUUAAACAACCGUAUAUAUGAUUUAGUUUUCUUUCAGAGUAAGAUGGACGUUCUCCCCCUCUUUUAACCGAUACACCAAACCUUUAACGUUAUUUUACACGAACACUUCUACCUCGUGAUCCGACACGAUUACUGAUUAAUCUCCGUAUGAGCGAUUAUUACAGAAGCGAUGGUUGCCCAACUCUGGUUCUAAUCUAGCCUGACUAUCCUACCGAUAGGUUCUUCAUCUUUACCAAGUUCUAUGCGAUUGUUCCAUUUACAAUCGAUACGACGCGUUUCAGAAAUAAAAUUAACAACGCGUAUCGGUAUACGUGUUUUCGUUGAAGCUGGGUUUCGUUACCAGCGUUUAAUUGAUAUUUGUGCAAUACUAGUCGAACGUUCCGCGUAGGAAUCGUGAGAGGAAUCGAUAUUUUUAAUGAUAAAGUAAUCGCACCAGUAGUCGACGCUUCUCGAGGAAAGAGACGUCGGAAUUGUUAGCGUUAGCUAUUUCUAACGAAAUACAACCCGGAGAAAAGGUCCCACCGUCGCGUAUGAUACAGAGAAAUGACAGAUUAUUUUUCCAAUGCGUGUACGCGGCUUGAUGCUCCAAAUCGAGAUGGCCAAUUACUUCUGUUAUCGUUUAAUCGCUGAAUUAAAGAGUAAGUCCCGCAAAACAUGCGGUGCUACUUUCCUAGCGCUUUCCCCGGUGUUUACCGCGUCUCCUGAAACAAAAAACCGUCAACUAAUGCAACUUUCGUUAUUUUAAUCAACGCAUUAAAUCCUCGACUUACACGGUUGAUUCAUUCCGAAGCUUUCCACGUGGACAAAGUAACGCGAACACCUGUGGAGUACCCUACAUUCUUUUAUUGAUACCGCAUUGAGACACAAUCAGCCUUAACGUAGCCAUCGAAUACCUUCCAAUGAAAUGUUAUCCCAUUCUUCUCUUGAAACGUCUUCCAAUUACUUUGAAGAUGCUAAAGGAAGGAUUCUGCAACUCGAGGACUGUGUUUUUCAUAGUCUGCGCUUUUAUGUGAUCAGAUAAAACAACGUCGUUGUCUAGUCCAGUGAUUUACUACACAACAACCUUAGAGGUGUCCUACUACUGGUGCCCUUAUUUUAACAGGGUACGUUUUCAAAUUGAUUUUUCAAAUUCUUCUACGAGCCAAGCGUCUAAGUAAUUAUAAAUUCGAUUAUAAAAUUAAAUCUAGGAAGGACGAUGACUACUUAAUCGUACAGGGUGCUUUUAAAAUAAACUAUAGCUGGGGUUCCCCUUCGUUUAAAAUAUAGAGAAAAUAUUCGUUACGUUUUUAACACGAGAGCGCGAUUGGUCAUCUUCGGCUCGCUUCUAUUCGUAAAUUUUCAUUUGUCAGCUUGUCUGGUGAACUUAUACCUCUCGGAACAACGAUUUUAAUUCGCAAGGACGCAUUUAAAAAGUACGAAUCACGCGAAAAUCCUUUCGCGAUUCGGUCCUGUGCGGAUGAUAACGGUGUUUCGAGAUCGACGAUCGGCUAAUUAAAACGUGACCGUUUAAUUGGCCAGUGAUAGUGUUGCCAAUAUUUCGAUCGAUCGUUUAAAUGGAUAAUGUUAAUCGUUAACCGUAAUUAGUGAUAAGCACGCAUUAUUGUCAGCCACGUUGAUUUAACAGUAUUUUUCAACUACACAAUCUCUAUUUUACACGAUAUGGAAAUAAAUUAUCAGCUUGUGAUAGAUAACACCGCGAGGAACUUGUAUUUUUUUACAAUAUACCUGCGAAUAUUAAUUUCAGACACGGAUAGUGCUAUCUGUAUACGUAGAAAC